AUGCGUUCACUGCUCAAAGGAAAAGCCACUCAAGCUGCAACCAUGGAAUUUCUAGCCAAGAAAUUCACUCCGAUGGAAGGCUGGAGGCUUACAUCAUCCGAUAAAUCAGUAGAGGAAAUAAUUAAACAUCAAAACAAUCACAAGCUUCCUUUUUAUUUUUCAAAAUUAGGUUUUGGUGGUCAUUAUUUAAAUUUAAAUCAUCCCGAAGGUGAUAGUGUUGUUCAAGAUCAACAAUUUGCCAUUCAAAAGGCCAUCCAAGGAGGAGUUAAUUUAAUUGAUAGCAGUGCUGAUUAUGGAACAAGUCAACAAAUGAUUGGAAUGGUGCUUAAUGGAAUGUGUGCUCAUCAUCAUCCAGUUCAUCAUACUCAUCACCAUCACGGUCACCACACUACUGAAAAUGACACAAAAAUAUAUAGAGAAGAAUUAGUGUUAAUGAGUAAGGUUGGUCCUUUAGAUAAUUAUAUCGACGAGAGAAAUCAUUCGGUGUUGUCUCGUCUUGCAAAUGAGUGUCAAGUCCAAGAUUUAGACAAACGAAUUACAAAAUUAGCAGAUAAUUUACAUCACUAUUCUCUCGACCCUCUCAUUAUUUCCCAUGAAAUAACAAGAUGUUUACAAGAAUAUCAAGUAGAAACUCUAGACGUUUUAGUUUUAAAUCAGCCUGAAAAGCUUUUACAAGCCAUGCUAUUGCAAAAUACUGAUGGUAAUGAAUUUGCUGUAUAUGAAGAAUUUUAUCACAAACUUGAAAAAACAUUUAAAUGGUUAGAACAUGAAGUAGAACGCGGACGAAUUCAGGCAUAUGGUAUUGCCUCCAAAGCAGUUACUCGAGUUCCAAAUGUUGGAGUCCUCUCAAUUGAUCUGGAAAAAUGUCUAAAAAUUGCAGAGAAGGCUCACGGCGGAUUGAAUCACAACUUUAAGGUAGUUCAAGUUCCAUAUAACCUUCACGAGAAUAGUGUUCACACAGAAAAGAUUUUCUAUGAUCAGCAAUCAAACUCUUAUGUCAAUUUUCUUUCUUUUGCCAAAACUUAUAACCUGGCUACAAUGGGUUUUAGACCUCUUACGACACAACUUGAUGCUUAUUUGAUAUUUCGAUUUGCUGAUUACAAAUUUGACAAAAACAAGAAUGACCAUAUGGAAAAACUUGUCAAAGAAUAUCAAGAAACAGCAAAUGAAAUUGCCUAUACUGAACUUAACACUCCAUGGUACAAUGUCAACCUAUUAGAUGACUCUGUGGUUCUGUCCAAAGAAGUACAAUCAAGCACUCGACCAGAAUUUUCCAUGGAAAAUAUUCUCAAAAUACGACCAUCCAUUUCUUGGGGUCACAUCAUCAUGACCAAUUAUGACCAAUUGGAAUCCUACUUCACAUUUAAAAAGGUGUUACAAAAUAGAAUUAGACCAGAACAGAAAUAUAUUUUUGCCAAACUUUCUGAGCUAUCAGCAAAGGUCAAUGAAAAUGAUUACAAUGCAGUUGGCAUGAAAAAAGAAGGAACAGAUGCCAAUCAGCUCAACAACUUCAAAACCCAAUGUAAUAGAUGGCUCUCUCACUAUCAACGUCUUUGCAACAAGUUUUAUCAACUUUAUUCUGAUUUACUCUCCAUCAAGCACCAACAUCAGUGCGAAGAUUUACAUGCCAAGAUUUCAAAAGUGUCGAAUGAAGAUUUGAAUCAAUACACAACGCUGGCUCAGAAAAGUAUUCGUUGCCUCGUUGACACUCCCAAUUUGGACACUGUGCUGGUUGGAAUGCACAGGACAAAAUAUGUGGAUGAUCUUCUUUUUAACUCUGCAAAUAGUGAAUAUUCUCUGCUUCAAUCUCGACCACCUGAAAAGCAGCAAAUUUCUGACUCUGUCAUCCGAGAAGUGAAAGUGAAUAACUUUAGACUUAUUGUGGAUGGAGAAACAACACCACAUUUACGUUCUCAAUAA
Molecule: messenger RNA, 1920 nt
Organism: Naegleria fowleri
Lineage: Eukaryota; Heterolobosea; Eutetramitea; Acrasida; Naegleriidae
Exons: 1
Coding region: 1-1920 (639 amino acids)
Source: RefSeq, a predicted model, not a curated record